Polyodon spathula (Mississippi paddlefish) is the source of this 2236-nucleotide messenger RNA. RefSeq names its product recQ-mediated genome instability protein 1-like. The transcript is spliced from 2 exons. Bases 188 to 2134 code for a protein of 648 amino acids. The record is from RefSeq and is a predicted model, not a curated record. Gene Ontology annotation, molecular function: nucleotide binding. Gene Ontology annotation, biological process: double-strand break repair via homologous recombination; resolution of meiotic recombination intermediates. NCBI's taxonomy places the organism in Eukaryota, Metazoa, Chordata, Actinopteri, Acipenseriformes, Polyodontidae. Gene Ontology annotation, cellular component: RecQ family helicase-topoisomerase III complex; nuclear body.
CGGUCUGUGCUGAAAUCAAACUUGAGUCUUGAAUCUCGUUUUACCAAAAAUAUUUGUUUUGGUGAAAUGGAUUAGGUGUUUAUUCACGGCAACACAGUCAUUUACAGAACAUCAAUGACCAUAUUAUGACAAUGCAGAGCUGGUCAUUUAUGAAAUACUAGAAUGGCAUUUAUUUUCUGACUUGAAAAUGAAUCCAUCUGGAGUUGUACAAAGAGUGGAGACUUGGCUGCAGGCAACGUGGCAUAUAAAAGCCCCUUUCCAGUGGCUUGAAGCAUGUGUCAACUGGAUUCAGCAGGAGAAUGCUGGUGCAAACCUUAUUCAGGCUCAGAUUAACAAACAGGUUUUUGAGCAGUGGCUUCUAACUGACCUUAGAGACUUGGGUCAUCCAGUCUUGCCUGGUGGCAUUUCACAGGCUGCAAAGGUGGAUGUUAAUGGAUUCUAUUGUCUACAAAUAGAUUCCUUGGUUGAUGUGAGUCAACCUGCAUACUCUCAAAUUCAGAAACUGAGAGGCAAAGAUGCUACAAAUGAAAAUGUUACCGCUGUUACACAGGCAUCGCAAAAGCCCUGGGAAGCAAAGCCCAACCGCCUGCUGAUGCUUCAGCUGACAGAUGGAGUACAGCAGCUUCAGGGAAUGGAAUACCAGCCUAUUCCCGUUCUUCAUGCCAGCCUCCAUCCCGGUACCAAAAUUUUGUUACAAGGUGAAAUUAUAUGUCGUCUUGGGGUUCUUUUGCUUAAACCUGGCAAUGUGAAAGUGAUAGGAGGUGAAGUGGAGGCCCUUGUGGAAGAGUUUACACAAGAAAGAGUGCUCAGUAGGUUACUUGGUGAACCAGAAAAUGCUACAGUAAGACCAAAUAAUAUGGAUCAAGAACUGGAAGAUGCGAAUGAUGUUAUAUAUAACAAUGCAGGGCCAUCAGAUGAGGAGUUACUUGCCAGCCUUGAAGCAGACGAUCAAUUAGUAAUGAAUAACGAAGUGGAUUAUGAGAGUGGAUAUGGUAGCAGGAGUGAACAUUCAAGUGUUAUUACUCUGAACUCUGCUCCUCAAAGUAAUCGCUCAUACAUCAGUGGCCAAAGUUUUGGUACAAGGACCCCCCAAACUGUACCACAAAUAUCCAGUGAGGAAUUGGUAGAAUUUGACGAUGCAGAUUUUGACGAUUUUCCAGUGGAAGAACUGGAUGAAGUAAUCUUUCAGCAAGAGAAGCAUGCUGUUUCUGUGUCAGUGGAACAGCACCUCAACAGCAGCCCAGAGCCUUCUGUUGCUAAUUAUUGCCCACCCCAAAAUAGCACUAGGCCCAAUGAUGUGGCCUCUCUGGUAAAUCUAAACAGUAGAUCAGGGACACUGAAUGAUUCUGUUGAACACACAGUUCCAGUAAAACUGCAAACCAAUGCAAAGACCAUUGAGAUGAAACUGCAGGAGAAGAGUGAAGAUUUUCAUAGUAAUACAACUGGCAUUCUGGAAAUUCCAAAUCGAGAAACUCUGUCUGGGGAAUGUAAGAGUAAACCUUCCUCAGUAAUAGGAUUGACAAAUGUAGCAAACUGCCCAGAAAAAGUUACAAUAAGACCUGUUUUAAAAUGUGAGCCUUUUGGUAACCAGCCUUUGGAGAUUGCAACAGCUUACGGUUCAAACAGAAAAGACAGUAGUGCAUCUUCGGCUUUAAAAGAAAGGGGUUUAAGUUGCAGUCUGAGUAACAUUAACAUUGAUACAAAUUCCCUCCCUUUUACCUACCUGUCUGUGCUGUUGGCUAAAAAGCCAGCGACUGUUACUGUGGUGAAAGUUAAAGCUUUUAUCGUUACCCUUCUUGGAAACCUGUCAAACAGCAACGGAAGCUGGAGCAUCCAAGCCAAAAUUUCAGAUGGUUCUGAAUAUUUAGACGUGGAGCUUGCUAAUCAAAUUCUUUCUAGCCUAAUUGGGUACUCUGUAGCAGAAACAAAUGUCCUAAAGAAAGACCCAGUUCAGCGUAAAAAUGUGAUGGCAGGGUUGCAAAAGUGCCAGCAAGAACUUGUAGACCUCUGCUGCAUUAUGUCAAUUGAGUAUGACCCUUCAAGUUCCAAAGCAGUUGUGCUGGCUUUACAAGACAUUACGCUGGAGAACCACAAUCAAUUAGAGAAACGUGUACUAAACAAAAGAGCAGUUUAAACCAGAGAAGCUCCUUGAUUACUAUUAACUUUUUGUAGAAAUGCAUUUUUCUUUGCAUAUAAACCCUGAUGCUAGUAUUUUUAUGUUUAUAUUUUUCAUUUG